AUGCUUGGAAAAGACGUCGUAGCACGAGCUCCUGGAGGCCCACGAAAGCGCGAAUUAAUUCAUGAACAAUCGCCUCAGCCAUCAAAAAGAAAUUGCGUGGAAGCCUCGGUUACUGCGACGACAGCAGGUCGAGGGAAUCUGGAUCGAAAAUUUAAAUUCAAAAAGCGAAAAUUGCAAGAAGUGCUCGACGAGCUUGUUAUUCGCGUAGAGAACAAUGAUCGACAAUUGUAGGCAUACUUUAGAAGAAAAAAUGCUGAAAAAAUGCUGAAAAUGUUUCAGAACAAACAAUUUGAUCCGGGAGCUAGAUUACGAACAUGUGCGCGUGGUUCCCGAGGCGGAUUUCGACGAGAGCUGCACGAUUAUGAUGAAAGCAUGUAUAGCAGCAAAAGUAACAAAAAUAAAUUUUCAGAGAGUAAAAAGAAUACAUUUUUAGGUGGAAACAGUGGCGAAUAAGACGCUGAAAUGUCUGAUGGGAUUGUUUGUACGUGGCUCCGUCCAGAAUCGACGGAAUUUUGUGUUGAAAAUGGCAGAAGAGUCGAUGUGCGAGGCGCUUUUCUCUAAAAUGCAUCUGGACAGCGGAGUUUUGCUCAUUUACACAAUGGUCUUGAACAGUCGGCAAGUUUGUGCAGAGGAUAUUCCGCAAAAGUGAGUAACCAUUAUUUUAAUUUUCUAAAUUUAAAUUUCAGAGUAAAAAUGACGGCACGACGGAGUCUGGGACAUUCUGCGAUUUCCUCUACCUCCAACCGAACGGCCGCCAUUGACUUUAUGGUUGCACUGGCCGUUUCCGAUACUUCAGAUGAGAAAAAGCGGAAAGAUUGCGAGAAAAUUCUGUGCCGACAAGCCCAUGAUCGAGAUUAUCGUGUCAGAAAAUCCGCUUCUGAAGUUUGUUGCAGGCCACGUCGCAAAAACUUCAUCGUUUUCAGGGUCUUCUACGUCUGGGUCUCGCAGGGACAAUGCUCGCUAAAUCCACGUAUACAGCGUCGAAAAAGUUCAUGAACGACUGUGAUUCGGACGUCCGGAUCACCGCCAUCCGUCUGUUGAUCUAUUACGCGAAUCGGAAAGCCAAAGAAACCGUGGGCGGGAAGGGAACGAAACCGAUGAGCGACGACGCGUUCUCGGCCAUUUGUGACGCGAUGAACGACAUCGAAAUCGCGGUGAGAGCAGAAGCGGCGAAGACGCUUGGAGACUUUGAAACGGUCUCCGAAGACCUCAUCUUCCAAACGCUCGACAAGAAAAUGAUGCGAUCGAAUGCGAACGCGCAGGUCGUCAAAGUGGAGCAGUCUCUGUUCGCGCUCUCCAAAAAAGCGUCGGCUCACAAUGAUCGGAGAUGGAAGUUUGCAAAAAGGGCGUACAAACCGGAAGAAUCGAAGAGUGGUGGUUGGUCCCGGGGAAAAGAACUGCAUUCGGCGGCACCGGAUGUUCCGAAAGAGCCGGAGAAACCGGAGGAGGAAGAGGAAAGUAUAAUUCCGCACGGAGCAUGCGGUGCUUUCGUUUCCGCGUUGGAAGAUGAGUUUAUGGGUGAGAAAAUAUUUAAGUUUAUUUACAAAACGUUUUUCCUUCAGAAGUGCGAAAAGCGGCCGUCUACUCGCUGGGCCGUCUGGCGUGUACCCGUCCGACGUUCGCAGUUUCCGCUCUCGAAUAUCUGGCCGACAUGUUCAACGACGAAAUUGCGGCGGUUCGGCUGGACGCCAUCAAUGCGCUGACGCCUUUGAUUGCCCACGGACAACUGAACAGCGAGCAGUUGAAUGUGAUCCUCAAGUGUCUAGAUGUGAGCAAUCUCUUCGCCGCAAAUGAAACAUAAUUUCUUGCAGGACGCAAUGCCAGAAUCCCGUCAAGCGAUGCGAGAACUUCUAAAGCGUGCCCAGUUCGUCGACGUUUCGUGCAUUGAGCUGUGCGUAAGAGCUCUGCUGGCUUGUCUGAAACGGUUCCCAAAAGACAAAGAGCAAGUGUACUCGUGCAUGGCGGAAAUCGGCCGGAAUCACGCGAUUCAAGUGCAAUCCAUCAUGCGAAGUCUACUCGACAUCCAUUUGGUCUUCCACACCCGCGAGCCUUCGAUUGAGGAUCAGGAGUACGUCGGCAAGCUGAUAAUGGUGUUGAAUGCGGCGGCGGUGCAGCCGUCGAUGACCUACGUCUUACCGGAAUUCGUUCAUCGCCACUAUCGAUACCUGCGCGCCUCGUUUCCGAAGCUGGUCCGCGCAAUUCAGGUCAUCGAUGAGCAGCAGCAAAGCGGAAAAGUGCAGAGGAACGAGGAGCGGACGAACGAGAAAGCCGAAGAAAUAGUGCUCAAAACGUACACGCGGCUCUGCGAAUCCUCGGCGCCCACGCUUUUCUCCGACAGAAACCUGAAAAGAAACGAUAUUUUUCAUGACACCCAGGCGAUUUCGGCGUAUAACGAAAGUGUUUCGGGAGCCGCCCGUCUCAUUUUUUGCCUAGGAGAGAUCGAAUCGUGCAUCGACAACGCCACACAUUCGGUGUUGCGAUGUGGAGAAGUGAUCAAUCUGAAGCAGCUGAUCGUCCAAAACAACGAGGAUAUGCAGUCGAUCGAACAUCAGUUCUCCGGAAUUUCCGAUGCGAUUCACUCGUACCUCAUCCACUGCCGCAUGUAUCUCUCGUUUUUGGAAAUGCUCAUGUGGCUGAUGCAAGUGCUCGCGCCGCAGGAAGAGAUUAUUGCCACGGCGGAGAAGAUUAUGAACAGUGCAAGAUUGUUCGUUUAUUUUUUAUUCUGAAAAAUGUCACCGCAAUUUCAGAUUACUGCCCAAUGAUCGAGAAGUGUCUCCUUCGCUAUCCGACUUUUUUGCCGCGUGCCAAUCCAUCUUCUAUCCGCUUCAAAUCGUCGAAAAUGCCGAAGACAAACGGAAAAUCAUAACUCCGGGCUCUCUGGCGGAGAUGCUCAACAAGUCGGCGCCUGUUCUACCACAAAAACUGCCACCGGUCACCUCGCUUCGGCUCAAAUACGCCAAAAUCACGUAUCCGCACAAGGACACUGCGGUGGAGCAGACGCUCCGAUUCUUUGCCACACUGCCGCACGGAAUCGCAGUGGAGUUCAAUCUGUACAAUAUGAGCGUCGAGGAUGCGGGGGCGGUACGCAUUAAAACUGUGAUGCCGGACGGAAAGUUUGAUUUGAUGCGGCCGAGAAAAGAGGAGAUUCGCAAGGAAGACGAUUAUUUAACCGUUUCGACUCAGGUAGUCACUUUUUUUUGCCAAAAUUCUUUUAGAAACUUCAAUAUUUUAGUCCAAAAUCACCUGCUUCUCCUCGUGGGCAGACGCCGCCGAAGUGGACAUUUUUAUCGGAAUCCUCACCGAGUCCGGCCUUUUCGUUCCCUUGUUCGCCUCUCCACUGUGCUACACACCUUCACACAUACGUGUCCGAAUCCAUCCGCAUUCCCGUUAA
Messenger RNA from Caenorhabditis sp. 36 PRJEB53466, 3391 nucleotides. NCBI's taxonomy places the organism in Eukaryota, Metazoa, Nematoda, Chromadorea, Rhabditida, Rhabditidae. The record is from the annotation of a GenBank genome assembly.